GAACUUGGGAGGCAGAGAAUAGAUGGGGGCGGGCCCGGCCAGUCAGAGGUGGGUAUUUACCGAUUCUCUGAACUACCCCAACAUUUCCUCUACUGGAUCUCCAGAACUGGUCAGAAUCUGCUGACACCCACCCAGUCUGAUCCUUCCCGCAGGAGUGGGGAAGAGAGCUAGCAGAAGAAUCUGCUGCUUCUCGUCACUUCCGCCCAAUACACACACACACACACACACACGCAUACAGGCGAUGAAGGCUGGCUGCGGCUUCGAGCCGGGAUCGCCUCUCCGGGACGGUUCGGGCUCUCGCCGGAGGACCCCCUUCGUUUGGGGGCUCCUGUGCCUGGGGCUGUGGUGCUGGCAAGUCUCCGGGAUGGUCACUCCGGAUCAGGUGAAACCUCGUAUCGUCAUGGAGCAAUUGCUCUGGGUCAGUGGCGGCGCAAUCGGGGAGGUAAACACGUUCAGGAUCCCUCUCAUCACAGCGACACCUUACGGCACCCUUCUGGCCUUUUCGGAAGCCAGGAAGACUUCUGCUUCUGACAGUGGAGCUAAAUUCAUAGCCCUUCGCAGAUCAGUAGACAAAGGUGCUAACUGGAGCCCAACUUCGUUCAUAGUUGACGAUGGUUCCCUCGUAGAUGGCCUCAACCUUGGAGCUGUGGUGAUAGAUUGGGAAAAGGACACCGUGUUCUUAAUCUAUACUCUCUGUGCACACUUCCGCGGGUGUACCACUGCCAGCGUCAUGAUCAUUCGCAGCUUGGAUGAUGGUGUCACGUGGAGCCGUCCCCGGAAUCUCUCUGAAGAAGUCGGCACGACCAUGUUUGCCCCUGGACCGGGCUAUGGCAUCCAGAAACGCUACGAGCCCGAGAAGGGACGAUUAAUUGUUUGUGGUCAUGGGACUUUAGAGCUGGAUGGGAUCUCCUGCCUCCUCAGUGAUGACCAUGGCCUGACCUGGUAUUACGGAAGACAGCCCUUGCACGGCAUUCCUUACGGAGGGCAGAAGAAUUUCAGUGACUUUAAUCCUGACGAAUGCCAGCCCUAUGAGCUGCCAGAUGGCUCCGUGGUGGUGAACGCCCGGAAUGAGAAUUUCUACCACUGCCGAUGUCGCAUAGUGGUUCGCAGUUACGACGGUUGCGAUACCCUUCCGUUGGAGAACGUGAGAUUUGAUGAGGGUUUAAUAGAUCCCGCAGUGGCUGCAGGAGCUCUUGUCAAAUCCGGUCUGAUUUUCUUCACCAAUCCAGCUCAUCGUGAGCUGCGGGUCAACCUGACGCUACGCUGGAGUUUCACCAAUGGGUCUUCUUGGUGGAAAGAACCCUUGCUGAUCUGGAGAGGUUCCAGUGGCUAUUCCUCCAUGACCACCCUGGAGGGAAAUUCUCUGCGGGACGACCACUGCCUCUUUGUCAUUUAUGAGAAGGGCGAGGUCGAAUAUACAGAAAGUAUCUCUGUGGCCAAGAUUAGCCUCAACGGGCAGCUCUGAUCCUCCUUUCUGGGGCAUCUUAAACAUUUUCAAAUUUUGUCAUGGGAGGGAAAAGAAAAUGUGUGCUUGGACUGGGGAGAAACCAAACAAACUGGUGUUUUGGGGAUCUAAAGAAUGCAAUUGAAGGACAUGGGUAGAGAGCUUGGGCAUGUCUCAGCAGAAGUCAGGGCGGCUAAAGAGGACCACAUAAUUAUUUUCCAAUUGUGCCCUGCACUUCUCUUUGUGCCUGCCUAAUGGGCAACCCCCCCCCCCCUCCGAACCUCUGUUAUUUCUUUCUGAUUUUCUGAGGUUGAGUCUGUUUUCCUGUGCUUUUUCUCACAUUUAUGAAUGUGCAUAGGUUUAUAGAAAUUGUGCGUAGAUCAGGUAGGGAUGGGCCAGAUCCCUGGAACGAAACACAAAGGCAGACUUUGUGAGGGAUAAAUUUAUGCACUUUCGACUGACUUUCUGAACAAUAAAAUGGAAUCAAGAGCAGAAGAUGUCCACUUGCUGGACCCAAAAAACCCUAAAACGCGCCUGAAGGUUCGCAGGCAGGGUGUGUGGGAGAACAAGCCAGUUUUUCUUCUGCGUUGCCAACAUCUGUGAUUUCAAAUGAAUGUAUUUCAAACCUGUGUCCCCAUUUUUCUGAUGGGACAAGUUGCUUCUAUGGUUUAUAAAAAACGUUGGACUGUGAAUUUUAAGAGCACAAAAGAAAAGAGUGGGGUGGGCAGAGAGGCGAACAAGCAGGGGACAGUUUUGAGGUAAAAAUAUUUAUGGAAGUUCUCAGUCGUCCAGGUUACGGUGGUCCCAAAGGUGCUUUUUUUCAAGAGGCAACAACUGGCCUUUGUUUUUCCUUGAAGACAUUUUGCUUCUCAUCCAAGAAGCUUCUUCAGUUCUGACUGUAGUUCAGAACUGAAGAAGCUUCCUGAAUGAGAAGGAAAAGCCUCUUGAAAAAGCACCUUUGAGUUGUUAAAAAUAUUCUUCACAGAAAUGACCUCUCUGCAUCGGCUACUUCUCUGCUGACGGAUUGCAGGAGUGCAAAAUCCAUGGGCUCUAUUGAGCCCCCCCCUUCAAAAAAAAAAAAAACAACCCUUAGUGUUUACUCCUCCAGUAUCUCAAGAUCAGCAAAAUGGCUGCAUUUUGGUGGCCUGUAUUUUAAGGAUGGAUUGUGGGUGGUUUGUAAUUCAUAGAUUUUGUUCCCAUUUCUACUCUAAAAAUUCCAGCCUUAAGUUUGCCAACCUAAAGCUGCUAAGCUUGAGAAAUGCUGCGGUAACCACUUGGAGUGCUUACCCUGGUUUAUAUUUUAAUGAUGAAUCUUCAUGGAUGUGUUUUUUUUCUUAAUGCCAUAAAGUUGUGGCCCCUUUGGGCUGGAGGAUAAUCUGCACACAUUUUUGCUUCUUUUCAUUCACACACCUCUUUGUGAGUCGAUUUUUUAGAACUUAGGCCUCCAAUUAUCUGACGUUUCUCUAUAAAGUCCAUAUUGUGACUAUGUGUGAAUCAGUUUAGCUGUCUGGGGAAUUAUUUUUCCGCCUUUCCUUUAAUGUGCAAUCUUGUUUGAGGAGGCCAAGUUUUGGGAAAUUGGUUUUUUUAAUUAUUGGUGUGACAGUCGUUUUAUUUUCAACAUUUUUUUUUAAUUAACUGAUUGAUUAUAAAGCAUCAAGUCCUUUUUGAUGUGUUUUUGGGUGUUAGGAGUCGAAAACAACUAGAACAGCAGAUAAUCAGUCAAGCAAUUCCGACACCCUGGUGGGUGGCCAGCUUGGUUCCAGUCUCCAAAUUCUUUUCAUCAUUAAAAAGAAGAUAAGCUGGUAAUUCCUAACACAGAAACACCCAUACAAGAGUCAGAUGCAGUUAAUAAAGCUACAAAGCUUACCUUGAGCUCCAGGCAACAGUCAGGUAGCAUAAUUGACGCCAUGAAGCUAAUUCUUGGAAGAAGAAAUCUGAACUGAGUUCAAGGGCAUGGAUGUACGCUAUAGAUUUUACACCUACUCAUCAGAAGCGUCAUGGAAUAAAGCUUUAGUAGCUGAUAAUUCGAGCAAGGCCUUUUUUUUUUUUUUUGUGAUUUUGAACACAACAGUUUUAACUGAUGGGUGCUGAAAGAAAGAAAGAAAGACAGCAAGCUAUAGGGUGGGAAUGAUCCAGGGCGUGCUAACCUUUAUUUAGUUAUUUAAUGGGCUCUUUUACACAACCACAUCCUAGGAGGGCUCGAGCCACAGCCAAUAAAAGCAAAUCCUUGCAAAAUGUCCUCCAAAGAAACUACAAGACAUAAUAAAUUGUCUUAAGGAAGGAAAACUCAAAAAGGGGAGGGGAAGGAACCGUUAUUUCUACCGUAGCAGUUUUAUUUAUUUAUUUUAAUCUUGAUUUUUAUGUUGUUUGCCUUUUCAAUCUUGAUUUUUAUGAGGAGUGCCUUUAUCCAGACGUUGGAAGUAAACUCUCUUCAGUUACUGGAAGAUUACUAAAUAUGUAAAAUAAAAGAUGAAUGGAAUGAAUGAAAUGUGAUACCUUUUGUUAAAUAAGCAGAGGUUUAUCUCAGAUUUCAGCUUCUUGAGUCAUAACUUAUAUUGUAUAUAUUUGUUUGUGUAUAAACUUCCCCACACCCUUGGAGAAAUUAAUUAAAAGGCUUAGUAUUUAUUUUUUAAAACUAUUUUAUUGCUGACUGGGAGGCCCUUACAGACUUUUUGGUGAAAUGGGAAAAAAAUGAACAUUCCUUAUGGUUUGGAUGAUUAGGAAAGAUAGAUAAUAGAAAGAAGUAAGUUUGUUUUUGUAACCAUAAAGUAUGAGGUAAUUUUGUAUGUGUUCUAAUAAUUGUAAAGAAAAUUGGAAACUACUUUUAUGGUUUUUUCUUUCUUUACUUUUGGAUUGUUCUCUGUUCUCUGUUUUUCCCUUUUUCGUUUUACUUUACAUUAAUAAAAUAACUAAUUAAAAAAUAGCUGUUUAAAAUAACUAAUUAAACAAAAUGUGUAUUUUUAAAA
Messenger RNA from Pantherophis guttatus, 4410 nucleotides. RefSeq names its product neuraminidase 1 (gene NEU1). NCBI's taxonomy places the organism in Eukaryota, Metazoa, Chordata, Lepidosauria, Squamata, Colubridae. Gene Ontology annotation, cellular component: intracellular membrane-bounded organelle; cytoplasm; membrane. Gene Ontology annotation, molecular function: exo-alpha-sialidase activity. Gene Ontology annotation, biological process: oligosaccharide catabolic process; ganglioside catabolic process. The record is from RefSeq and is a predicted model, not a curated record.